AUGUACCUCACCACCGCGCCCCCGCUCCUUUUCGCGCUUGGAAUCCGCCUAUUCCUGAAUGCUAUUAACCCAGACCACAAGGACUCCACCGCAGACCACUUACUGCAGGGACUUUGGCAGGGAGUUUUGUUGUAUCAUGUCUUGAAGCACACUACCUGGGCCGUCUUUCCGGUGGGGUUCGCCAUAGCCGCAAAGCUACUCUACGACUUCGCAUCGAACUUUGAUACAACCCGAUGCGCGUGCGUACUGCUAGGCGCAGCUCUCGGCGUGCUCUGCACCGAUCUAAUCACCCAGCUUUUCGAAGAGGGUCGGUACAACGAAGUCCAACCCCGCUCGCCUGCUACAACCGUGGCGUUGCAGGCAUCAUCGCGCGAAACAUCAUCCAGGAGACAACGCGUCGUCUCGUUUGAGCACGGCAUAGACCGCGACCGACCUUCGCGCCGACACAAGUCUUCAGCAGACCGCGCCCGUGCGAACGCGUCCUCGCCUGCACCGACGAAUGCCCACAGCAUCAGCACGGCGCUGACCCUCGACUCGCUCCCUUCGUCCAUCGAUCCGCUCGGCAGGAUGCCGCCCGCCGAGCGCGAAAUUGCCGUGCUCCGUGCGCGUGCGUCGCUCGCCGACUCUGAGCGGCGCCGCUUCAAGGAGGAACGCAAGUGGGCGCUGAGCCAGGGAAACAUCGCCCGUGCAGACCAGCUCGACUGGCAGGUCAAGCGGUACUCUACUCUCAUGGACAGCUACCAUCGUGAGGCAGAUGCCAAGGUUGUUGAAGCCAGGACGUCCGUAGCUGCGCAAGCGAAUCAGCGGCCCAUUCCUGUCCCUCCUCCUGCCCAGGUUACGCGGCACUCCCAGAUAACUUAUUCUCAACCUUCGCCUCAGCCGGUCCCCGCCCAGAUAAGUACGUCAAACGGUACACCACUGGUCAGCGUCACACUGGGUGGUGCCGGCCCAUCACGCUCCCGCAAGAAGAGUGGAGGUGGUAGCAUCUUGAAGCCCUCCGUGCACGUCCAUACACGAUGGUCAGUGUGGUAUGAGAUGUGCUCAAAUACAACAUUGAUGUCUUCGAAUAUGCAGAUAUGA
Phanerochaete carnosa HHB-10118-sp is the source of this 1080-nucleotide messenger RNA. RefSeq lists its product as uncharacterized. The coding region runs from base 1 to 1080 and encodes 359 amino acids. The record is from RefSeq and is a predicted model, not a curated record. The transcript is spliced from 2 exons. NCBI's taxonomy places the organism in Eukaryota, Fungi, Basidiomycota, Agaricomycetes, Polyporales, Phanerochaetaceae.